Messenger RNA from Euleptes europaea (tarantolino), 604 nucleotides. RefSeq names its product distal membrane arm assembly component 2 like (gene DMAC2L). The transcript has 4 exons. The record is from RefSeq and is a predicted model, not a curated record. NCBI's taxonomy places the organism in Eukaryota, Metazoa, Chordata, Lepidosauria, Squamata, Sphaerodactylidae. The coding region runs from base 5 to 604 and encodes 199 amino acids.
UAGGAUGCUGAUCGAAUGUUUGACCCGCCAGGCAUGCAGAGUUCAGAAGCUGCCCUCCUGUGAUGCUUACAGGCACCUGUGGGGGUGGCUGAAUGCUGUUUUUAACAAGGUGGACCAUGAACGGAUCCAGGCUGUCGGGCCCGACCGAGCAGCCUCGGAGUGGCUCCUGCGCUGCGGGGCACACGUGCGCUACCAGGGCCUUGAUAAAUGGCAGCAAGAUUACAACGGACUCCCCACAGGGCCGCUAGGGAAAUACAAGAUACAAGCCAUCGACGCCACGGAAUCUUGCAUCAUGUAUAGGGGAUUUGAUCACCUGGAUGGCCUGGAGCACGUCGAGGAAAUCAAGUUCUGCAAGUGCGCGUACCUCCAGGAUGAGUGUUUGCAGCGACUCAGCGAGAUCGAGAACUUACGGAGGAGCCUGCUGCGCCUGUGGGUCGUUUCCUGUGGGAACAUCACAGACAAAGGCGUUAUCGCUCUGCAUAAGCUCAGUAAUCUGGAGUAUUUGUUCCUGAGUGACCUGCCUGGGAUAAAAGAGAAGGAAACUACGGCAGAGAUGCUUAGGAAAUCAAUACCAUCACUGGUGUUGGAAUUAGACUUGGAAUAA